Messenger RNA from Raphanus sativus (radish), 5145 nucleotides. RefSeq lists its product as uncharacterized. Bases 1 to 5145 code for a protein of 1714 amino acids. The record is from RefSeq and is a predicted model, not a curated record. The transcript has 2 exons. Gene Ontology annotation, molecular function: catalytic activity. Lineage: Eukaryota; Viridiplantae; Streptophyta; Magnoliopsida; Brassicales; Brassicaceae.
AUGGCGUCGACAUCUCUGCUUCCUUGCGUUCCUCCCUGGCCUCCGGAUCUAUGUGUUGUUCAUCGGGAUCCUCCCGCCCCAGAUCCUGGUUUUUCGUCUUCGUCUCUGUUCUUCUCUCACCCGGAUGUGCGUCCGGUCUGUGAAGUCAGUCCUCGUCUCGAGGUUGCUCCGGUGACUCUAGCUACGGCCCAUCCUCCUUCGCCUUCCUCGGCAUUAUGGGUAUCUAAACUUCAGUCUUCACCGCAUAAUCUCAAGAAAAUGGCUUCUCCGACCUUCUCAGCGGAUGGUACUCCGAUUGUGAAAGCUCCGGAAUCUGUUCUACUUCGCUCAGCUCAAAUCUGGAAAGACCAUAUCGUAGCUCAAUUUCACGGCGAGCCACCGUCCCCGGCAAAGGUUUUCAACGAUUUAAACCCUAUUUGGGGGAAAAAUGGAAGAAUCAAGGUCAAGCAACACUCUAAAGGAGUCUACAUGAUUUACAUUCCCUGUGAGCUUACAAGGAGAUGGGUUCUUGAUGUUGCUUUUUGGCAUUCUGGUAAUUGCUCCUUCACGGUUCUACAGUGGAAGCCGAACCUUGUUCUUACAAAAAUGAAACUAGAAUUUGCUCCGGUUUGGAUCCUGUUCAAGAACAUACCUCCAGAGUUGUGGUCUUUUGAAGGUUUUAGCUCUUUUGCUUCUGGUGUGGGUUUUCCAGUACAGUCAGAGUUCCCUCAGCUAAAGCCAUAUUCAAAUGGAGUCAUCAAAUUGAAGGUUGUCAUCAAGUUGGAAGGGAAAAAAUCCAGAUGUGUUAAAGUUGUUGAUAAGCUUGGGAACUCGGUCACUAUUCAGGUUGACUACUUGAAGCUUCCCCCAAAAUGUGGGAUUUGUUCAGAGUUUGGUCAUUUGGCUUUGCGCUGUCCCAAUCCAGCUCAAAGAUCGUCGGUACCAAGAGUCGAGGAGGCGGCUCCUAAGUCGGUUCUAGAGGUUUCAUCUUCGGGUUCCAAGCUGUCGCCAAAAGCGAAUCUUCAGCGAUCUCCUCGAGCUUCUCACUCAGCUUCUUCUCAGGGUGGCAUCUUAAGGCGUUCGGUUAGUUUGCCGGGUUCUCCGGUGGGUUCUCAGAAGUCUGCUACCUUGAAUGAUCCAAAUGGAUGGAUUCUUGUGAAUACGAAGUCUUCAAGUGCUCGGUCGUCGGAGAAAAAUCCUUCUUCUAUUCCUACUAAGGCAAAUCGUCUUUCUUCUGGUCGGCUAGAUUCUGAAGAAGAACUGAUUAGUGCAGCUCAGAAAAUUAUAAGAAUUCGCCUUGCUGAAGAAGGAUUUGACCUACCUCCGUUUUCCUCUGUUGCUGAUAGGAAGAGAUAUCGGAAGCUCCAACGUCAAACCUAUAGGAGCUUGUGUGAGGAGGAUAGUGGAGACCCAUCUUCAGGUUCUCAGCCUUCUGUUAAUAAUCUCAGUGGUCAGAAAGAUUUUUUGGCUUUUGGUUCUCUUGAGGCUGUGCUCCCCAGGGGCCUUAACGGCAGAAAUCGGAGAUUUGAAGUUCAAAGGUGGAUUAACACCAGCCGACCUAUGAUUGGCGGCCUUUUGGAAACUCAUGUGAAACAGGAAAAUCUUUCUUCUAUCAUUUCUAGUUCUUUUCCAGGUUGGUCAUUCGACUCGAACCAUUGCUCGGAGGCGGAAAAUGGUCGUAUUGUGGUGAUUUGGAAUCCCAUACUUUCUGUUAUGGUUUAUCUAAAGACACCACAAAUAAUGGUGUGUGGUGUGUUCAAUCCGGCUUCGCAAAUUGCUUUUACUGUGGGGUUUGUCUAUGCGUUUAAUGAACGAAGUGAUCGGAUUGCGCUCUGGAACUCUAUUCGGCAGCUCUCUCUUUCUUCUAUUUUGAGGAAUUCUCCUUGGAUUAUCAUGGGUGAUUUCAACCAAGUGCUGGAUAUUUCUGAAAUCUAUUCUCUUUAUCAGGUUGAUUUUUCCAUAGGAGGGAUGGAUGACUUCCGAGAAUGCUUGGAUGAUAGUGAUCUAUACGACCUCUCCUAUCAAGGCUGCUUUCACACAUGGACCAACAGUAGCUCGGAUAACCCCAAAUCUAGGAAGCUGGACCGAGCUCUAAUUAAUGAGGCCUUCCAAGACAAGUUUCCCAAUGCUGGUGCAAUUUUUGACUCCCCGGGAGGCUCAGAUCAUUCUCCUUGUUUGGUUACGGUUGCUCAGGACACACACUUUCGAAGAUCUCGGUUCAUGUUUUUCUCCUUCUUCUCUUACCACUCGGAUUACUCGCGACUCUUGAGCGAUGCUUGGUCAUCCAAUGGCCUGUUUGGCUCUCCAAUGGCCACGCUCUAUCAGAAGUUGAGAGCAGCUAAGUCUCUUUGCAAGUCUUUAAAUCGAUCCGCUUUCAGUGAUAUUGAGAAGAGAACUAAGGAGACCUUUGAGAAGCUUCAGAACAUCCAGCUUCAGUUACUUUCGAAUCCGACACCGGCUCUUUUUAUUGAGGAACGACAGGCUCGUGAUUCUUGGUUGGUUUUUGCUGCAGCAGAGCAAAGUUUUUUCAGGCUUAAGUCUAGAGUUCGUUGGACUAGUAAGGGAGACCUUAACACAGGUUUUUACCAUAAAUGUGUUAAGGCAAAUUUGUCAAAGAACAUUUUGCACUUCCUUACUGAUGCCAAUAAUACUCGUGUGUUUGAUUUGAACGUGAUGAAGAAUAUGGCGGUUCAGUUCUACUCAAGGCUUCAGGGUCAUUCAAAUGUUGCUGUUACUCCCUAUUCAGUUGAUCAGAUUAAGUCUAUUCAUCCCUUCAGAUGUAGUGAUCAUCAUGUAGUUCUUCUUUCAGCUAUUCCUUCAGAUGCAGAUAUAAAGAAUACUUUAUUUGCGUUGCCUAAGGAUAAGGCUCCGGGCCCCGACGGGUUUUCGGCUGAGUUUUUCACUUCAUCUUGGGAUCUGGUGGGAGAGGAUUUUAUUAAGGCUGUAAAGCAAUUUUUCCUGGAUCCAAGCAUGAGUAGGCAAACAAAUGCCACAGUUAUUUCGUUGAUUCCCAAAACACCUGGUGCAUCUUCUCUCUCGGAUUUUAGACCAAUUUCCCUUUGCAAUACGGUGUACAAGGUUAUUGCGAAGCUACUGGCUGCGAGGCUUAAGCUUAUUACACCAAAGGCUGUUCAACGGAAUCAAGUGGGUUUCGUCAAGGGUCGCCAAUUAUGCGAGAAUGUCUUUCUUGCUUCGGAGUUGGUUGCAGAUUUUCACAAGGAUGGAGCUACUAAUAGGGGUUGUCUCCAAGUAGAUAUAACCAAAGCCUAUGACAGCAUUGAAUGGGAGUUCGUUCUUAAUAUUCUUCAGGCUUUUGACCUUCCGGCGGUCUUCAUCUCGUGGAUAAGAGAAUGCAUAACUACUCCGCAUUAUUCGGUCUCGCUCAACGGAGAGUUGGCAGGUUUCUUUCCCGGGAAAAAAGGCCUUCGCCAAGGUGAUCCAAUAUCUUCUUCCCUCUUUGUUAUGGCUAUGGACAUCCUCUCGAAAGAUCUGGAUACAGCAGCCAGAGAAGGAGGUUUUGGUAUCCAUCCUCAGUGUUCUAAUCCUUUGAUUACUCAUUUGAGUUUUGCCGACGAUCUCCUUAUUUUCUUUGAUGGGUCAUCUGAUUCUCUUCGUGGAAUUUUAUAUGUCCUUCGGGACUUCCAAAGAAGGUCCGGCCUGGCCCUGAAUCUCAGGAAGACGUGUGUGUUUGUUGAUGGAAAUAACAAUCACUUGGCUUCAGAUUUGGCUAUGGAGUUUGGAUUAGUUCAGGGAGCUCUGCCGGUGAAAUAUCUAGGAGUUCCGCUUCUGCCUCACAAAAUGCGGAGUGAAGACUAUCAGCCAUUGAUUGAUAAAGUUAAGGCUCGGGUGAAUACUUGGACUGCAAAACGACUCUCCUUCGCCGGAAGACUUCAGUUGAUUCAAUCUGUAAUCUACAGCAUGAUUAACUUUUGGUCAUCUAUCUUCCCUCUUCCUAAGGAGUGUUUGGAAGCUUUAGAGCAAAUUUGUAAUGCUUUUCUUUGGACGGGAGCUUCAGGUUCGGCGAGAGGGGCAAAGGUUUCCUGGGAGGUUGUCUGUUCCCCGAAACAGUGCGGGGGUUUGGGCCUUAAACGACUUCUGGGUCUUAAUGAGGUAUAUGGAGUGAAGUUAAUUUGGCUCAUUUUUGCUGGAACAGAUUCCUUGUGGGUUGCCUGGAUUAGGAAUCAUGUUAUAGCGGAGAGACUGUUUUGGAUAGCUGAUUUUUCAAGUGUGGGCAGCUGGAUAUGGCGCCGGUUAAUGAAGUUAAGAUUCUUGGCGAAGCCCCGGCUUCUUUGUCAUGUUAACUCGGGAACAACUGCGUCUUUUUGGCAUGAUAAUUGGACGGAGUUAGGGUCUCUUAUUGACAUUAUCGGUCCUCUCGGACCGUUGCUAUCUGGUAUUCCAAUUGAGAGCUCGGUGGCGGAGGCUGUUACUACAGGAGCGUGGAGAUCGUCUCGUAGUCGUAACCCUGUUUUGCUGCACCUUCGUCAGUCAUUACCAGCUCAAAUUCCCGACGUUACCUCUUUCGAUGAUGACUAUUACUUAUGGAGGAACGCGGUUGAUGACCCUCCAUCCUCCUUUUCAGCUUCCAAAGUCUGGCUUUCUAUUAAUCCACUCCCACCUUUGGUUUCUUGGUACAAGGCUAUCUGGUUUCCUCAAAAAAUUCCGAAGCAUUCUUUCAUUGCCUGGCUUGUUUUGAAGAAUAGAAUGUUAACCCGAGAUAGGAUGAGAUCUUGGGGUUUGGUGGUUCCCGCAGAGUGCCUUCUUUGUGGUCAUGCAGCAGAGACGGUGGAGCAUCUGUUUUUUGAUUGUCAGUUCUCGGUUUCGGUCUGGAAUUAUUUGAUGUCGAGGUGUAGAAUGAUCUACCCCUCGUCUCUGCAUCAGAUAAUCACUUGGUUGAUUGAUAUUCCAGUAAGGAAGAAGAUCAGAGUUAUCCUCAAGCUAUUGUUUCAGGCUUUGGUUUACUUCUUAUGGAAGGAACGGAACUCUCGCCUGCACUCGGGAGCCCGUAAGCCGGUUGUUCAAAUUGCAAAAGAAGUACAGCUUCAGAUUAGAGCAAAGCUUCUGAGUCUUGAUAGGGACGCAGCAUCAAAUUCCCGCACCACUCAGCCUGCCCGCCAUCCAUCGCAGUCCUACCUCUCUACUUGGUUUGAUAGAUUUCAACAUUGA